Musa acuminata subsp. malaccensis (wild Malaysian banana) is the source of this 2111-nucleotide messenger RNA. Its product is annotated as probable zinc metalloprotease EGY1, chloroplastic. The record is from RefSeq and is a predicted model, not a curated record. NCBI's taxonomy places the organism in Eukaryota, Viridiplantae, Streptophyta, Magnoliopsida, Zingiberales, Musaceae. Gene Ontology annotation, biological process: proteolysis.
UGGAAGAUCUCACAGCACUCUUUCCGACCCCUAUCUUGAUCUCCCUGGACGUAUCGCUGCAGCGGGGGAAUCACGAUUUGGACGGGCUUCGAGCUGCUCCGGUCUCCUCAUCCUCAUCCUCUGCGACCCACAAGAAUUCGAAGCGAAUCCGGAAACCCUGACGAAACCCUAGCAAUUCGGAACCCCCAAAUCCGUCGAAUUCGUCCUCCAAUGAGCGCUUCCCACCCCCCCGAUCUCCCGUCUUGCUGAUUCGUAGGUCUUCGUCGUCGUCCGCUUCGGAGGAAUUGGAGCAUCCAUGGGAACCCUGCCGAGCUCUUGUUUCUUCAAUCCGAGCUUGCGGCCCCGCCAGUUAGCCCCCGGCGGGAGAUGCAGAGAGAGGUAUUCGGUUAUGGAGCGGGUGAGUCCGGGAGAGCUGUGCUUUUUGUGCAGGAAGAGAGUACAAGAGUGGAGAAUUAGGAGGCGCUUUGAUGGGAUUAUGUGCUUCUCUAUAAAUGGGAAUGAUGGCGGCAGUGAAGAGAAGGGGCCGAGUAGUAAGUCGACUGAAGAAGUGGAGCAGAUUGCUGCCGACGAGGACCUGAACUCGGAGCCGACCCAGACUUCGUUUCCUUCUAGGACACCUAGUAUAUCCUCGGGAGAACAAGUUUAUAGUAGCUUUCAAGUUGAUUCUUUCAAGCUUCUGGAACUGCUUGGACCAGAGAAGGUGGAUCCAUCUGAUGUGAAGCUCAUUAAAGAAAAACUUUUUGGCUACUCAACUUUUUGGGUCACCAGAGAGGAACCAUUUGGGGACCUUGGGGAAGGUAUCCUGUUUCUUGGCAACCUGCGGGGAAAAAGAGAAAAUGUUUUUGCCAAACUUCAGCAGCACCUCCAUGAAGUUACUGGGGAGAAGUACAAUCUAUUUAUGGUAGAGGAGCCCAACUCGGAAGGACUAGACCCACGUGGUGGGCCACGUGUAAGUUUUGGAUUGCUGCGGAAAGAAGUUUCUGAGCCAGGACCCACUACACUAUGGCAAUAUGUUAUUGCUCUCCUUCUCUUUGUGCUAACUAUUGGCUCCUGUGUAGAGCUAGGAAUUGCAUCUCAGAUAAACACUCUUCCACCCGAGGUAGUCAAGUACUUUACCGAUCCAAAUGCUACUGAACCACCUGAUAUGCAGCUUCUGUACCCCUUUGUGGAUUCUGCUUUACCGCUGGCAUAUGGUGUCCUUGGUGUUCAGCUAUUUCAUGAGGUUGGACAUUUUUUAGCGGCAUUUCCAAAGAAAGUGAAAUUGGGGAUUCCUUUCUUCAUUCCGAACAUUACCCUUGGCAGCUUUGGAGCAAUUACUCAGUUCAAAUCUAUUCUUCCUGAUCGAAGGACGAAGGUUGACAUCUCAAUGGCGGGUCCAUUGGCCGGUGCUGCACUUUCCUUUUCAAUGUUUUUUGUUGGCUUGUUGUUGUCCUCAAAUAAUGCUGCAGCAGGAGAUCUGGUGCAAGUCCCUAGUAUGCUAUUUCAGGGCUCACUGCUUCUUGGACUCAUCAGCAGAGCCACUCUUGGUUACACAGCUAUGCAUGCCGCUAAUGUUUCAAUCCACCCCCUCGUAAUUGCUGGCUGGUGUGGUUUGACUACUUCAGCUUUCAAUAUGCUUCCUGUGGGCUGCCUUGAUGGUGGAAGAGCUAUGCAGGGUGCAUUUGGUAAAAACACAUUGUUUGGCUUUGGCUUGGCCACAUACUCCUUGCUUGGUCUCGGUGUGCUUGGUGGACCACUUUCACUUCCUUGGGGCUUGUACGUUCUAAUAUGCCAGAGGGCGUCAGAGAAGCCUUGCUUGAAUGAUGUGUCGGAAGUUGGAACAUGGAGGAGAACAGCGGUAACGAUCGCCAUUAUUCUUGUUGUCUUGACUCUCCUCCCAUUGUGGGACGAGCUAGCAGAGGAGCUCGGCAUAGGACUUGUGACUUCGUUUUGAGGUAAUUGUAACUCCAAUUUUUGACUAAAAUCAAUUUCACACACAAAUGAGGUGGUUUUUCUUUUUGACACUAUUUAUAUCGUGUAAUGCCAAUCUUUCUCCUUUCGACCUUUGUAUCUCCUUUUUCGCAAUUUGUAUUCACUUUCAUAAGCCAAAAAUAUAAUUUUAGCAAUCAAAA